AUGGAUGAAAAUUAUUUUCGAAAUAAAAUUGUUUGUGUAACAAGUGCUGGACGAGGUAUUGGUAAAUCACUAGCUUUACGACUUGCUCAACUAGGUGCUAAAGUUAUUUCUGCUAGUAAAACUGAUGAACAUUUAAAAGAACUUAAUAAUAAUAUUGUACCAGUAUAUGUUGAUUUAAGUGAUUGGAAAGCAACAAAAGAAGCUAUCAAUCCAUAUCUACCUAUUCAAUUAUUAGUAAAUAAUGCUGCUAUUUCUAUUCAUGAUUCAUUCCGAGAAGUUAAACAAGAAGAUUUUGAUACAUUAUUUAACGUCAAUGAAAUUGCACGAGAUUUAAUUGAACGUAAAUUACCUGGUUCAAUUGUUAAUGUAUCAAGUCAAGCAUCAGCCGUUGAUGGUUUAACGUGUUAUGGCUUUGAAAUUCGGUCCUCAUCAAAUUCGGGUUAA
Messenger RNA from Rotaria sp. Silwood1, 444 nucleotides. Lineage: Eukaryota; Metazoa; Rotifera; Eurotatoria; Philodinida; Philodinidae. The record is from the annotation of a GenBank genome assembly.